UUUCAGCUGAUGGAAAAUUGUAACACUAAGGAUUAUAUCUUUAAUACUCCAUACUUUCCCUUUUAAAUAUUUCAUUGUAUAAAUAUUUCAUUAGUUCCUCGUACUUUUCCUUUUAAAAAAUCGAGAUGUGGCCAAUUAAUUUAAAUAAAAGAAAUCCGUGAGGAAAUCCAAUCUUCCAUAACCGAAACCCUAGCCAGUUCAUAUUGUUGAUGAUGGAGUCGGCGGAAACAGGUGGUGACAGAUCAAAAAAUCUUUGGCAUCCGCAUUGAGAAGUUAGAAAAAUUGGGGAAGAAUGAGGUUAGGGAUUGGAAAUCCCGUUUUGAGCCGGCUCCCUUUGAUUUCCAGUUGGAGCUUCCAGAGCCCGGCAUGUUGUAUCCCUUUAUCUUCCACUCGAAACUUUUCUUACUCGAUGGUCCAACCGAUUCUGGCACCAAGAUCUGCCAAAUCUCCUAUGUCGGCGGCAACACGUUGGACACAUCUGAGGCGGGCGCAAUCCCUCCGCUACCGACCGACCGCUUCUGUUACAUGGCAAACAUUCAAGAUGACGUUUACUUGGUGGGGUAUCGUAAGACACCGGAAGGAAUGGAGACGGGGUUAUGGGUUUUAAGUUCCCGUUCCGGGAAAUGGGAUUCCUUGUCUAUUCCUCCAACCGUGCUCCCUGAUUUUGGUCGUUCUUGCCCUCUCUGUUUCGUGCUGGAUGAUAAGCUCUUCUUUCAUUGCUGGUCCGCACCAAGCAUUCACUAUGCCUACGACCCCCGAACUCUCACGUGGGAAAAACCGGAGCGCGCAUUUUCUUCUUCUGAUCGUCAGUUUCACGGACCCCUUGUGCUCGUGUCGUCCCUUGGGGAUGUAGACAAUUGCAGGGUGGUGCUGACAUGGGACUUGAGGAGGCUUCCCUCCGGAGAACAUGUGGAAUAUGACAUACACGCUUUGCUGGUGGAUAAUAAAGAUUAUUGCGUUCGCGGCCAUCAAUUCCUUGAUGAGUUGUGUAAGGCGAUUCAGCCAUCCUACUUUGAUAGUCUGUCCAUAGGAAUGAACGCUGUUGACCUUGGCAACAGCAAAGUAUGCAUUAUCAUCGGUGGUCUCGCAGAAGGCAUUCCAUCCCUUUGCAUUUUAGUAGUUGAAUUAGGGUUGGUACAAGGGGAGGAGCAAAGGUUCUUAUCUGUGCGUGUACUGGUGAAUCAAGUCUAUGAUACGGUGCCUUACUUAGAGGACAACCGUCUUGAAGUGCUCAACACCUCCUUUAUUUUCUCGCUCAGCAAGGGAAUGCCUCGCAAACAUCCUUACUCCCAAGAUUGCAUAUCUCCAAGGAAAGAGCCCAAGCUAGCUGGUGGGACGAGUCCAAACAACCCAACAACAGCUUUCAAACAAGAAUGACUAACUUCAACUUGUUCAUAUGAAUGGAGAAUAGUUAACGAAGAUCACAGCAAAAUUUGACAGAGGAGGUUAUUUUUGGUGUGCAGAUUAAGUGUUAUAUGAAGCAGUUGUUGUCAAUUUUCUUAGUGCGGUAUUGGUUGGAUUUGAUGAUUUUUAUGAAGAAUAGUUCUGGUGGUAGUAGCUUCUGCUUGUCAAAUCUAUGGAUAUAAGACUUUUAAAAAGAAUAUUAGUUAUAGAGAUGUCCACUAUUUUACAUAACAUCCUUUUCAGCAAUAAUUUUUAUAUUAUCAAUGGUUGGAAUUGUUCUGUUAACCUGCAACAUUUUCCACGUUAGACAAUUGGUGGUUGCGAUAAUGUCAGUGACAUAAGGUAAAGAUCUGCUACCCUUCCCCCUCCCAAAACCAAAAAGGGUCGUGCAAUAUUUGCUAGCUGGAGUCCAUUAUAUUUUCCCAGGUUUGGGUUUGGGUUUAGUAAUCUCAGGAGUAAUUCGAGUGCAUGAUGAUUUGUGAAUUACAGUUCCUUAGUUAUUAUUAUAUAUAUGCUACCUAGGACAUUUGUUAGUUAAGCAUUAAAAAGAGAUGUCCUACAUUGCAUGAGAUUUCAAUCCUUAAGUAGAGUUUCACAUUUCUUAGGAAAAUUCUUUUUGUUUGUUAUGUUCGAAAUGAAAAAUAGUUGGAACUUGGAACUAAUUAAGUGCAUACUUGCCCUAUCUGGCUAUGAAUCUCGGAUUUUUGACGAAAAUGUGCAGAAAUUUAUUUAUGUACAUUAAAAUUUUUAUAUUUUGAAUGGUUUUGUCUCUCCUAUUCAAUAAAAAAAAACAAAGUAAAAUAUUCAUGAUACGAGAUAUCUCUG
Messenger RNA from Arachis stenosperma, 2229 nucleotides. RefSeq lists its product as uncharacterized. The coding region runs from base 367 to 1377 and encodes 336 amino acids. Lineage: Eukaryota; Viridiplantae; Streptophyta; Magnoliopsida; Fabales; Fabaceae. Gene Ontology annotation, molecular function: protein binding; catalytic activity. The transcript has 3 exons. The record is from RefSeq and is a predicted model, not a curated record.